Molecule: messenger RNA, 3608 nt
Organism: Anastrepha ludens (Mexican fruit fly)
Lineage: Eukaryota; Metazoa; Arthropoda; Insecta; Diptera; Tephritidae
Gene: pall
Exons: 4
Coding region: 158-1441 (427 amino acids)
Biological process (GO): protein polyubiquitination
Molecular function (GO): protein binding
Source: RefSeq, a predicted model, not a curated record
UUUAUGCUACUUGGUCAUUUGGCUUCGUACCGUUUUCAAUUUCGCAUAAAACAUUCUAGACGUACGUUGGCAAAUUGACAGGAACGAGUUUUUAAAAGUGUGGAUUUAUCAUUUACUAACUAAAUAAAUAAAAGAUAAAUUAAUUCGUAAUUUCAUCAUGAACUUACUAGAACUACCAGAAUGUAUGCUUAUGGAGAUAUUUGAGUUCAUUACCUAUGAAGAGGUAUCUAAGAACCGUUUGGUUUGCAGGAGAAUAAAUCAAAUAUGCCAACAAGUAUUAAAUGGAGGUUUCAGUCGAGCUGUCCGCCAGCAUGGCACUAUCUUUAAACGGAUUAAAUCGAUGCUUCCACGUAGAGAAUCGGAGCGACGGAAUCACAGUUUGGCGCGUCAUGCAGAUAUUCUCACAUCUAUUGAGACACGUAUCUCCAUGCUAUCCAUGACAUAUUGCAAGUACAUAGAUCUGAAUUUAUGUUGUUUCAUACCGGGGCGUGUGUUAGACGAAAUUUUUCGUAUUCUGGCACUAGUGUCAAAAACUCGUAAAACUCUUCGACCACACGAAGUUCUUCAAGAGCUUCGUGAUAUAUCGUCCAUGGCUAUAGAGCACUUUGAUGAAAAAAUAGCAAACCUUCUUAAAUCCUAUGUGGAUGCUAGUGGUAGCAGGUCGAAUGCCAGUGGAAUUGAUAAUAAACGCAUUACACCGGCAAGCUCAGGUUUAGGGAGCAUUAGCUUCAGUGUUCACCCAAGUAGCUCAACUAUGUGGGCACAAUCGUCUAGCACAUCCACAUCAAAAAUCUGGACACCGCCAACACGAGCGGCGCCACUGAAACUUGCUUGCAAUACUUGCAAUGACUCUGCUUGUGAAGCUAUUCUGAACCGAAUGGCCGCUAUUAUAAAUAUGAAAUCACCACAUUCAGACAGUUCAGAUUCCACUGACUGGGAUUCCUUGUAUACGGCAGUUGGGUGUUGCGGUGCUAAAACUACAGAUGUUUGCCGUAAAAAUGAUGCCCAACAACGCAGCAAUGGAUGUGCAGAGGCUAGAGCUACUAUGGUCAAGUACAAGAAACUUGAGUUGGAAUACAAAAAUGGAGUACAAAGGAUGAACCGGAUGCAGCAAAUACAAGUGCAACAGUCACGUCGUUUGCAACAAUCUAUGAACACUAUUACAAUUAUGAGCACUCAAAUCACAGAACUUAAAAAACGUUUGGAGGAUUUAGAUGCAAAGAAUCGUGAAAUAUCUGCAAAUAUCAAACAGAUUAACCCAUCCUCAGGAGAAGCCACUAAUACAACACCAGCAUCUGGUGCUAUUACUUCUGCAGACGUAGAUGAUGACGGACUUGAAGAUACUGAUAAGGCAGAAGGACCCUCAGCUGCCAAAAAACGGCGUUGCGAAGGAAGAUCGACAGGGCGAAAGAGAAAGUCUGAUUCAGAUGAAGAGCUUUAAAUUGGAUUGAAGAUUACGGAGAAAUUAAAAAUGUCAUAAAUAAAUCAAAGGUAUUAAUCCGUGUUUGCAUUAACUACUCUGCAGCAGCAAUAUCAACGAAAGCAUUGCUCUGCUCUCGGUACUGCUUUGAACUUGAACAGAUGAGUAGUAGAAUAACUAUUUUGCUCCGCUCCAAGCUAAGUUUCUAGUAGCUUAGAGGCAUAGCCAAACUAAUUUUUAAGUGCAUGUGGACUCGAACUACAGCUGCUGCUCUUGCUUCUGUUGCUCCGCUACUACUUCCAUAGUUGCUAUUUAGCCAAUGUACGUUUUGUUUUUUGUCGUACGCCUUUUUUUAUGAAUUUUCGCGAUGCCAGAUUAAAAAUAUAACCGACAAACUAUGUAAUGCAGAUUGUUGGGAUGGUUGAAUGCAACUUAAAAUUAUUUUUUUUUUGUAGUUCCUGAAGCCUCCAACAUUGUAUGUUAACAUAAUUCUAUACGUGACGGACUCAUUUUGCGAACAUAUCGCUAAUAAUUUGGAAUACAUAUAGCGCUAAAUCACAUUCUGCCGCAUAUCAUAUGUAAAUGUAUGUGUGUACAUAUAUACGCAAACUAGCGAAGGAAUAUUUCAUACUUCAGAGUCUGAUUUGAAUAUUUUUAUUAAGUACGGACAGGCAACAGAAAUCAAAUUUUUUAUUGUUCUAUUUCCCUCACCGAUAUUUCAAUUGUCUUGAGCCUUUUUCACUAAUUACCUCGUCAUUUGUAAAGACCCAAAAACCUUGAGGUUUUACCAGUGUAACUCUAGCCCGUAUUUUCGAGAGUUGCAAUGCUUUGUUCUUGUUGCAUUAUCACUCGCCUACCGAAAAAAUUCGUGAAAAUGGGAAAAGGUUCAAAAGCAUUGAAUUAUCGGCGAGCGAAACUAUAACAGUAAAAAUUUAGAUUUGUCUAGUCUGUAUUUACUUUCGUGUCUCAAAAGGGAGCUUUCAUAUUAUUUACUUGAUAUUCCUGGAAAUAUCCGGGCUUGUUUGCAUCUACACACUGAUGCUGCUUGCUCAAAAUUAAAAACAAAAAUAUUCAAAUAAAACUCUGACGCAGAAAUAUUCCUUUAUUAGUUGGCGCAUAUAUGUAAGUAGAUAAAUUUACAUAUGAAAUGGCGUAGAAUGUGAUGUAGCGCCAUAUCCCAAAUUACAGACACAUAUAAAUUGAUAAAUCGUUAAAAAAAAUUUUAAGAUAUCAAUAUAUUAAUUAGAAGCUGCUGACUUCAGGAAUUAUUAAAAUCAUAAUAUUCAAAAAAAAAAAAAAAAAAAAAACCAAUAGUGACUAAAUAGUAGUAGUAGCUGGAGUGUAUGUACAUGAAUAAUUUCGCAAGCAGUACUCCGGCCCAUUUCAAGUUUUCUGCUACUACUCCAACUACAGAGAGCACUUAAACAUUUGUUUGACAAUUUCUCUGAGCUACUAGCAGUUACGAAACGAAUCUUGGAGCGGACCAAACCAGCUGAUACCGCAUUUGCGCUAUCUGUCCAUUACUCAUCUGUUCAAGUUCAGAGCAGUAGCGAACGCUAAAAUUAAAACUGGGAAAUAGCGGCGUAAUUUCAAUCCCUGAUAUUAACUCACUUUAACCAAUGGUUAACAAAAACAAUGGUAAUCGCUGGAUUAAAGUUGGCUGACUUCCUAAACACAUAAUACUUUUCGUAUGAUUUACUUUGCGGCGCAUCAUAGUAGUCAUGCCUCUAAGAAGUCAGCGAAUCUAAAAAAAUGUAUACUUAUUUUCGUUGUAAGAAUUUAUACAGCCUAUUUCUAUAGAUUAGUUUGUACAAAAAAUAGUCGGUUAUUUGAUUUAGGAUGAAAGCCGACUGAAAUGGUACAAACGCGAAACUCUUACAUUAUCGGAAAUAUUAUAAAAUACCUAGCAGCUAUGUAUUUUGUAUCCUUGUUUAAAUAAAUCGACUUAUGCCUGUACUGUUUUUAUUUUUUUUAUUAGAAAACAAGUCUGGACCUUGUCAUAUUACGCCCUUUCGAUCAAUAAUCGUAGACUAUUUCAAAUAAAUCUAAAACGAUUCUAGCAUGAAGCUUCGCCAUCAAAUUUUAAUCUACUAGCCUUCGUUCGAUGAAAAAAUAAAGUAAUUUUAAACUAAAUAUGUUCGUUCAUACAAGAAUGAAAAACGAAAAAAAAAAAAACGGAAACUUGCGG